AUGACUAUCAAGCAUCAAUGCAUUGAAAUCUGUGUAAACGAAAAUGAUAUUGAGAAGGAUCGACGACGAAAAGCUUUGCUCAAUGAUCCAAAUUAUGGAGUAGUGCUUUAUUUCCUGGAUAAGUUUCGAUCAAUACUUGAUUUACCGAAUUAUUUAUUACAACGUUUUGAAGAUCAUCUUGUUAAUUGCGAAGGGAAAAAUUCAUCACGUCUUAUUGACUUUCAUUUCACUCUUCUUAAACGAUUAUCUCUGGCAAGAAAUGCUCAGCGUGACAAGUUCGAUUCAAUUGUUACUAAAUUUGCUGCUCGAUUUGAUGUCAACGACAGUGAACAUAUAAAAACAACUGGCUAUUUAAAAGCAAAUGUCAAUAUAAAAAUUCGAAUAAUAAAGAAUUUACUCGAAAGUCAAUUUGAAACAAAGCAGAUGUUAAAAAAAUGUUUAAUUGAUAAAUCCGCCUAUGAACUCAAAUCUUCACCAUUAGGUCGUGAUCGUUUUGGAGUUUCGUAUUGGCUUUUUAUGGAUAAAGAUUGUUUCGUGCGGUUAUUUCGCGAAGAUAUUGAUGUCGAUCGAACAUGGACUAAUAUUGCGACAAACCGAGAUGAAUUAAAAAAAUUUAUUGAAAUAUUAAUUGCUGACCGUGUAGUUCGAAAGAAAUUUCCUGAUUGGAUUGUUAAUUGUGAACAAUUUUCUCCUGUACUAACAUCAGAUGACUUUGAGCAAAAUUAUUUUCCUACUUCAGUCAGUCUAACAGAAGAAAUGCAAACUAUGUUGACUGAUGAUAGUGAUACAGAUUUCCCAAUAAAGAAAACACGUCGACAAUCAACAGCUUCACAAAACUCAUUAAAUAUGUAUAAAGACUUCGAAUCGAUAGAAGAGAAUCGUAAUAGUGAUCAACAAGAAGAAUCGUCUAUUGAUGAUGUUUGUCCUUCGAUACGUCGAUCAUCGCGACUUCGAAAACCAACAACAACUAUUCCGCAGGCUUCUAGUGCAAAAAAGAAACGCCCAACAAAAAGUAAAAAGAAUCUUUCAAACAUUCGUCGUAAAACGAAAUCUCGAAGGCACGAUUAUCCAUACUCAUCGACAUCAAGUUCAGAUGAACAUGUCGAUUAUUCAUCCGAAGAUGAAUACGAUUCCGACGAUUAUCUUCCUGACCAAUCGCAAAUUGAUUUCGAUAACAAUUUAUUCCAAUUAGAAGAAGUUGAUGAAAAAACGAUAGAAUUUCGUUCAGCUAAAACAGCUCAAACAUCAGCCCUUAUAAUAUUUUGUUGUAAAUGCUCAAAAGAUGAUCAACCGGAAGUUUUACUAAUAUGUGAUGGUUGUAAUGGUGCUUAUCAUUUAGAAUGUUUACAUCCUGUACUUUUAUCGGUACCUCAACAUGAAUGGUUUUGUCCAUUGUGUGAACAUAGAAAAUUAUCCAAUAGUUUAAUUGAAAAAUUCAAAGAAUUAUUAAUUAAUUUGCAUCAAACUGAAACAACACGAAGAAUGUGUAUGCUAAAAAAAUCUUCGCCACGAAAAAUUAAACCAAAAGUUUAUACCAGUGAUGAGAGUAUUACAGAAUCUGAGCACGAAAAUUCUAUGAAUAAUGACGAAUUAGCAUUUCAAAUAAAUGAUAAUACUAAUCUAUCAUCGUCUUGUACUACUGAUGAAACUACUACUACAUAUAAUAUAAGUCAACGUGGUCGUCAGCGACAUAUUCGAUUCGAUAUGAAAAAAAUUUUCGAUUCCCACGAUGAAUUUAAUAUUGAUUCAGAUACUGAUGAUGAAUAUAAAAGUGAUAUUAAUUCAGAAACAACGAAAUUCAAUUUACAACUACCUAACCAAAUUACUCGUUUACUUCAUCGCCGUCAUCGAUCACCAACAAAAAAUCAUCAACGAACAAGAACACUCACACAAUAUAAAUCAAUUGAUAUUAAUGAACAACUUGGCUCACCACUUGUUUAUGUUAAUUCUGAUGGAAAUUCUGAUCAAAUAGAAUCUUUUGUAACGAAUUCUAAACAAACAUCACAAAUUGCACGUCGAUGGAAUUAUGUUCAACGGCGUAGUCGACUUAAAGUUAUGAAUAUGAAAUUAUUAAAUGAAACAAUAGGACCUGAAUGUGUUGAUGAAAAUGAAUUAUUUUGCCCGGAUGAUAUGUCACUAUCAAAUGCUAAUGAUAGUUUAAGUAACAGUGAAAUAAGAGAUGAAGAUAAUUUAAUGAUGCAUUCAAACAUCAAUUCAGUAGAAUCAAUAAAUGUAGAAUCAAUUGAAAAAUCUUCAUCAAAAACCAUUUUAAAAAAAGCAGACGCCAGUUUUGAUCGACUUACUCGUGAUAUUCAAUGUGCAUUAACUGAGACAAAUACAUUUCCAAGUGUAACAAAAACUAAAGCCACCAGUGAUCAACAGCCUGUUAAACGAACCACCAAAAUGCAUCAUUCGCUAUAUAUGACAAAAGUUCCAUAUCGAUCAUUUCCAUUGUCUUUGUUUCAAUCAUCUUGCAAUGGAUUUAAUAUUUUUAAAACGGAAGAUUUUUCAAAUUCUAAAUCUCUUUCAACUACUAUUCAAACAUCCUCUUCAUUGUCGCCUUUGAAAGAUACAAAUCUUGAUCAAACAUUACCGACGAUGGAUAUAUAA
Messenger RNA from Rotaria socialis, 2610 nucleotides. The record is from the annotation of a GenBank genome assembly. Lineage: Eukaryota; Metazoa; Rotifera; Eurotatoria; Philodinida; Philodinidae.